Molecule: messenger RNA, 2693 nt
Organism: Galdieria sulphuraria
Lineage: Eukaryota; Rhodophyta; Bangiophyceae; Galdieriales; Galdieriaceae
Product: Chs5p-Arf1p-binding protein (ChAPs)
Exons: 5
Coding region: 97-2496 (799 amino acids)
Biological process (GO): Golgi to plasma membrane transport
Cellular component (GO): exomer complex
Molecular function (GO): protein binding
Source: RefSeq, a predicted model, not a curated record
CAGCAUUCUUGUUUUGGGAUCGUUUAAGUUUGGGGAAAAGGAGAGUUGUGGGUUGUUUGGAAACGCAAGUUUGAAAAUUGACAUUUCUAAAAGAUAAUGAGUAGUGAUGUUUUACACGGGACUCCAGAGGUUAUCGAAAAAGGCACGGGAGGGUUUGCCGCGGAAGCAAGACAGCGUCAUCUUACCAAUUUUACGGGGCUUGGUCCUCCAGAUUUAGUAUGUAUCAGUAAACACUGGAGAGGUGUAGUUGGAAAAGGUGUCACCCAGGGAUACUUUCACUUUGUUCGAGGUAUAAAGGCAGAAAGUACUGCAAGUAUUUCUACUUAUUUAGGACGUUUGAUCAAGCACGGACUUGAAGGCGCUAGUUGGUACUCGGGAGGCGGCUACAAAAUAGUUUCUGCAGCUUGUCGUUCAUACAAUUCGUUCUCAAAGUGCGACAUCUUGGUCAAAGUUGACGUACCAGGAAGUGUUUCUUCCCUCGCUUUAUUUCCUGAUGGUCAUGAGGAGGAAACUAGUGAUUUAAUUUGGAAAGAAACCUUUGUUUGUUCAGUCUUAAGAGCUUCAGAAGGUGUAGGAGAGCACCCGUUGUAUCCAUGUCUAGUUGCCUUUCAACCACUUGACUCUGUAUCAGAUGAAAGAAGCUUCCUGACUGCUGCGAGUGAAAUCGUAUCUCGUUGGCCCCUUGUUGGUAGUGGUAGACCAGGACUCACAUUUGGUGAUAGUCCUAGUCAAGUGACUCCAGCAACUUGUCUUGUCGCAGAAGCUUUAUUCCGAUAUUUUGCUCAAGAUAGUCGCUUUGAACAAGCGCAAAAGUUCUUUGAAACUGAAGUUGGUGAGAAAGAUGUCGAACUAAAAUAUUUUGCCUGUAGAGCCUUGAAAGAUUCAGGAAACUUCUCAUCAGCUCGUUCUCUUAUUGAUACUGUGGUUCAAGAAUGUCCUAGUUUCUCUGCUGCACUUCUUAUGUCUUCUCAGCUAUAUUUGGAAACUGGUCAGUUGGAUGCAGCAUUUGUAGAAGCAAAGAAAGCUGUGGAAGUAAAUGAAAAGGAUACUUUGGCCUGGAUUCACUUGGCUAAUUUGUACGUAGAAAAAGGAGAUCUUGUAGAGUCUUUGAUUGCACUCAACUCGGCAAUUAUGGAGCCACCCACGUUAGACCCAUUUUUGAGAGAAUUGUUACCUGCAAGAAAGCGAAUGACAAAGCCUUUGCCCAAUACUUCUGGUGGCACAGACAUUAUUCGAGUAUUGGCGAAGCGACUACACGAAGAAAGAAUCGGCCCUGCGACUGGAGUUGAUGAGUCACUUGCUGAACUGUCAGCAACGCUAAUGACAGAUCCUGAAAAGCAAGCUUACCAAGUAUUGGUAAAGGCAUUGAAUAAGUUUGGCUGGGAUGAAAUAUUGAAUGCUCGUUCAGAUGCGUUUAUCAUGGAAGCGGAUAUUUCACAUCUUCCUGAAGGACAAGAAUCGUCAACUGAACAAAUACAUGAAACUGAUGUCGGGAAGAUGCAAGAAGCUGCUUCAUCUUCUCAAGAAAAUGCUGAGUCUUCUUCAGAUACAGCUGGAACUAAAAUUUCGAAAGGUCAACCUUCGCCUGGAAAAGACUUUACUUUAUCCGCCGAGACAAAUGGAACAGAUGGUCAGACAAAGAACGUUGCAACCGAAGAUAAUCAAGUUCAAGGAAAUGAUUCAUCCAGUGUAAAAGAAGAUAAAGUCAGAGAAGUCGGUGGAAGUAGCGAACAGCGCAUUUUGAAGAACAAACACGCAUCCCUGGAAGUUUAUUCAUCGAAAGGGCAUAAAAAGAAAAUGUGUACUCCUUGGUUAGAUUUCCUCGUGAAUAAUAUGUACGAAGACCUAAGAGCUUUAGCUAUUUGGCAAGCGGAAGAUGAACAAAUGGCUCAAAAUUUGCGCAGCACAAGUGGGACGUCUACAUCCCAUACGAGUUCCCAGCCUAAUCAAGCUUCUUCAUCUGGUACAAACAGUCAGAAUGAAACGCAAGCUUCGCAAAUGCAAAAUGACGCUUCAUAUAUCGCUCAAUCAUUAGAUGCCGACCAAAUUGCAAAACAAACUAAAAGGCCACCCGUUGAUUGGUUGCGACGUGGUGAACUUGCUCGUCGCAUUCAGCGAUCCAGCGAUGCAGAAAGAGCUUUCCGUAUAGCUAUUAUCCUUUCUUCCAAGAACUCUGGUGCUGAGAAGUCAGCGACUGUCAGUCCCUGGUUGUCUUUGUUGGAGAUGUAUGCUGAAGACGGAUUUGCUUCUGAGGCAUUAGUAGCAGCCGAUGCGGUUUGGAAUUUUAUGGACUCUCAUGCAGAUCGCAUUUCUACGAGUUCAUUUACCCCACCAGUGCCAGCGAUUCGUCGUGCAGUUUUCAAACUUGUUCAUAAACAUGGCUUACACAAGAUUCGAGAACAAGUAAUGGACAAAAGAAUUACUAUCAACCGACACAGGAUUCAGUCGGUUUUGUUAGAUGCGGUGGAAUGGAAGGUGUCUGGAUAUGAUCGCUAGUUGAAACAUUGUUGUUGUAAGAGAUCUUGAAUUUAUUUAAGAAUAAUAUCAAACUCUUCAUCUAAUUCUAUCCUCGGCUCAAGACUCUUUUAUAGCUGCGUUCAGUUCCAAAUUAUUCAUUCAGACAACAUUUGGGUGAUAGUAGAACAGAUAUGUAUGAACAAUUUCUGCUCCGUUCCCGUGAGUUUUUUUUUUUU